Molecule: messenger RNA, 549 nt
Organism: Miscanthus lutarioriparius
Lineage: Eukaryota; Viridiplantae; Streptophyta; Magnoliopsida; Poales; Poaceae
Source: the annotation of a GenBank genome assembly
AUGGUGGACAUCCCACCUGAGGACGAUGAACACAUCACGGACUGGAUCUGGCGUCUCCACGGGGAGGGGAGGCUGCUCGAUGCCGUCGAUGGCAGUGUACUUGUUGCCGCCGGUGGUGGUGGUGAUCAGCAGGACGACAGGGUCGCUGACGAGGCCAGACGUCUGCUGCUUCUUGGACUGGCGUGCACCGACCCUAACCCGUUGGAUCGUCCCAGCAUGGCUGAAGUGCUGCAGGUCAUCACCAAGGUUAUGCCGCCACCGGACGUGCCACCUAAGAAGCCAGCCUUCGUGUGGCCGCCGCGAGACUGGCGUUCACGCAACUCUGUCUACAGCACGGCCUUGAGUGACUGGGACCGGGACCUGGACGGGAGCUUGGCAAGCACGGCGGAGCUGGCGCAGGUCAGCAUGGAGCAGCCGUCGACAACCGUCGCUGGAGGACACGCCUCCGUUCGUAGCAGAUCGACGCAGAGACUACACGGAGGCACAGAGCAGACGCAGCCCAUGAAGGAUGAGCCGAAUCUUCCUCUCUGCUCUUGGCCUCGCUCAUAA